CACUCAUUCCCUCAAUCAUAACGCAUCACUCAUCACCAUCCACCUCUUGCUUUCCCCACUCUCUGCCUCUCUGUCUCUCACCCACACGCGCACAAAUUACACAGUUCCACAUUAUUCAGAUAUGCAAUCCACACAAGUUUUCAACUUUCCCAUAAUCCAUCUUUUCUUCAUCAAUCUCAAGCCACUAGGCCCAACCCCACUUCACAUCACUCUUCACUAGUCCCAUCCCAUCCUCUUCCUUCAGAUUUUUUCGAGGAAUUCUCACCCGUGAUCUACUUAUAAAUCUAGUUCUACUGAAUAGAAGCUCACAGAGAUUAUUCAGUCCCAAAUAAAAAAGAGAGAAAAAGACUUGAGAGAGAAAAAAUGUCAAUGGAAAUGAUGGCAGCCGAACGUGUUUGUUAUGUUCACUGCAACUUCUGCAACACCAUUCUAGCGGUUAGUGUUCCAUGCAGCGGUUUACCGACCAUAGUGACGGUUAGAUGCGGACAUUGUGCCAAUUUGCUAUCAGUUAACGUGGGUGCUUCACUUCAAGCGUUUCCUCCUCAUCAGAGUCACCCUCAGCCACAGAAGCAGCAUCUGACUUUUGAAGAACCAAGCAACAAAGAUCUGGGAUCAUCUUCAAAAUGCAGCAAAUUAGGUCCAUUUGAGUCUGUAGAGAAUGAGCAACCUAGGAUUCCUCCCAUUCGGCUUAUGAUCAAUAUUGCAGCUCCUGAGAAGAGACAACGUGUUCCUUCUGCUUAUAAUCGGUUCAUUAAGGAGGAAAUCCAAAGGAUUAAGGCUAGCAAUCCUGACAUCAGCCACAGGGAGGCUUUUAGCACAGCAGCAAAAAAUUGGGCACAUUUCCCUCACAUUCACUUUGGAUUGAAGCUGGAUGGAAACAAGCAAGCCAAGCUGGACCUUGGGGAGGGAACUCAAAAGUCUAAUGGGUUCUACUGAGAUAUAAAUAGAAGGCUGUGAGUCUCUGCUAGUUUUCUCUAUGCUUGACCUAAAUCUGUGUAAAAGGAAAAAGUGAGGUUGAUCAAAUUUCUCAUUCAUCAUACACAAUUGGAUAUGGAGGAGAGAGACUAUUCUGAAAACCUCAGCCUCACAUGUUAACUGUAAUAAUUAUAACAGAUUUAGAUAAUCAUGUAUUGCCCUUUUCUAGUGGUUGUUAUUGUGAAAUGAAUAUGAUUGUUGUUUC
Messenger RNA from Prosopis cineraria, 1180 nucleotides. RefSeq names its product putative axial regulator YABBY 2. The coding region runs from base 364 to 936 and encodes 190 amino acids. NCBI's taxonomy places the organism in Eukaryota, Viridiplantae, Streptophyta, Magnoliopsida, Fabales, Fabaceae. Gene Ontology annotation, biological process: multicellular organism development; cell fate commitment. The record is from RefSeq and is a predicted model, not a curated record. Gene Ontology annotation, cellular component: nucleus. The transcript is spliced from 7 exons.